This is a messenger RNA of Nerophis lumbriciformis (worm pipefish), 3055 nucleotides long. It is a transcript of the gene nudt4b, whose product is annotated as nudix (nucleoside diphosphate linked moiety X)-type motif 4b. Gene Ontology annotation, cellular component: cytoplasm; nucleus. Gene Ontology annotation, biological process: diphosphoinositol polyphosphate metabolic process; diadenosine hexaphosphate catabolic process; diadenosine pentaphosphate catabolic process. Lineage: Eukaryota; Metazoa; Chordata; Actinopteri; Syngnathiformes; Syngnathidae. Gene Ontology annotation, molecular function: diphosphoinositol-polyphosphate diphosphatase activity; bis(5'-adenosyl)-pentaphosphatase activity; endopolyphosphatase activity. The record is from RefSeq and is a predicted model, not a curated record.
CCACUCGGCUUAUUCCUCCGUACUGAGUCAGCGGCCAUGCGCAAAUGAAGGCAGAGGAGGUCCGUGUACAUAAAAUCCCUGGCCGGGGGUCUCCAUUCACUGCCUCCCGGAGGACUCAAAGCAACCACUGGAGCUUUGACUUGCCUUUUUUUUGACUGCGAAUCAAACAAGGAACUCAUAAAAAGCGCCUGGGACCUCCUACGAAUUUAGACAGCGGCGGUGAUGCGGCUGCUCUGUUGCUAACCGCACGCUCAAUUGAAACAUUUCUUCUUUGAAUUGUUUUUUUUUUAACUGUUGCCGGUUCGCCCAGGAUGAAGCUGAAGCCCAACCAGACGAGGACGUACGAUGGCGACGGUUUCAGAAAGCGAGCGGCGUGUUUGUGCUUCAAGAACGAGCGCGAAGAGGAGGUUUUGCUGGUCAGCAGCAGUCGUCAUCCAGAUCAGUGGAUUGUACCCGGAGGAGGGAUGGAGCCUGAGGAGGAGCCCUGUGGAGCGGCGAUGCGCGAGGUCUUUGAGGAGGCUGGCGUCAAAGGCAAACUAGGACGUCUGCUUGGCGUCUUUGAGCAAAACCAAGAUCGAAAACAUCGGACCUACGUUUACGUGCUGACUGUCACCGAGACGUUGGAGGCCUGGGAAGACUCAGUGAACAUUGGUGUGUAUGUGUGCCUGUGCCGGAAGCGGGAGUGGUUCACGGUGGACGAGGCCAUCAAAGUCCUGCAGAGCCACAAGCCUGUGCAUGCCGAGUACUUGCGUAGGCUCCAGCUCAGCUGCUCGCCCACCAACGGCAACUCCAUCCUGGCCAGCCCGCCGACAGCCAACGAUAACUACCCCCACUACAGCGCCACGGCGACCACGCCCUCCACAGGCAGCGUGCUGGCCUCCUCCCGCAGAUAAAACUUCCACGCCGUCCUGACUGAACCUUUUUGUGCAGCUGGCAUGGAAAUGUAAAUAUUCUUGGACCAAAGCCAUCGCAUGAACUCAUGCAGUGCCACCAUGGACACUUUUUUAUCACCAUGACGACGAGCAGCUUUGGACUCUGCUGGCAUGCCUUACAUACUUUGUAUGAAUGUUUGACACACACACACACACACACACACACACACACACACACACACACACACACACACACACACACUGUCUGCUCAAUAAAAGAAUGACAGUGCAGACCUGAGGAUGUCUUUAGUGCAUGAGGACAUCAUCCACUGUUUCCUUUAGUGAAUAACAAAUGUGAUUAAUUAUGGAUACUACCAACGAGUAUUGGGGUCACCGAAAGUAAUAACACAUUAAUACUAUUGCAAAAAUAAAGUUAUAAUUACAGAAAAAAAAUUGUCAUAAUUUUAAGAUUAAAAAUAACUGAACAAAUAAAAGUCAAAUAAAAACUAAACAAAUGUGCAAAAAAUAAAUUAUUUGAGUUUUAAUUACCAGAAUAAAUGUGCAGUUUUAUGUGUGUAAACUUGUACUUUUUAUGUGGGGGGAAAAAAGUAGUAUUUUGAAAAUAAAACUUGAUGAAAUGGAAUUACAUAAAACAAAGCAUUUUUUUAAUUUUUAUUUAAAAUGCACAAAGAGGCCACAUUUUAGUUCAAAUGUUUUGCUUUAAUAUUUGUUGGGAAAUGUAUCAUAAAAGUUAGACUUUAUACUUUUUAACGGUGAUUUGAGUUUUUUCUCAUAAUGUUACAAUGUAGAUUUUUUUUUUUUAAUAUGUUUGUGACCUUAAUAUUCCUUUGUAGUAAAAUGAGACGAAGAAAAGUACUUUUUAUGUGUGUCAGGUCAAAGAUAAGGCGCUACCUGCUGUCUGAAUCGCUACCUCAGCAAAAAAAAAAAAAAAAGGAAACAUUGCUGCUGCUUCUUGUUCAAAUGUAUCCAAAGCGAUGAAGUUCCAAGCUUUCAAACUUUUUCAAGGUCUCGGCGCUAAAAUGUGACACCCUCCCCCCAGUCUUCAUCUUUUAUUUCAUCUUCACUGCACUUUUGGAGUAAAUGUGUUCUUGGUCUUGAAGACAAACUUUAUUCACAAAAUGACUACCACUACUAUUUUAUAUUUCUUUACAAACAGCUGCAGAGCCCACCUGGGCAGAUAUCAGCGGGAGCGUCACAAUGUGAUCAAUAAGUCAAUUGAAGGUGAAAGGCAUAACAGCUUAAUUAUGCAUUCAUUUUUAAAAUUGGAUGCUUUUGAAUGACAAAGUAGAAAAAAAAUCCCUCCUCUUUGACCUCCUGAAACCCAGAAAUAUAUGAAAUAUUGUUAAUCAAAUAUAUAUAUAUAUAUGUAUAUAUAUAUAUAUAUAUAUAUAUAUAUAUAUAUUGAAACAAGCAAAAGUAAUUGGAAAUGGAAAAUGUUAUAAAGACUUGAUUUUAGCGAGAAACACAAAAAUUGCUUGUUUUAUUGGACAUUGCUCAUUAUUCCCAACAACACCUGCUGAUGGCCGCUUGUGAUGCCAAUCUCUCAUUGUCUCGUUUUAAACAAGCGCUGAGCACAAACUAAUGUUUUUUUCCCCAUCAUCUUUGUGGCGCCCUUUUGGGAAUGCUGCAUCCAAAAUUACUGCUGAUUGUCAUUAUUUCUCGUGAAAAAGUAGUUGUACUAAAGUCCUCAUGUCCGUCACAGAGGGCUUUUAUUCAGUACCAACAAGUACUACAUUAUGUUGUAUAGUAGAUUAGAAUUUAACAAUGUUUUAUAGUCUAGUCUGUUGCUGAGAAACACAAAAAGGCAUUUCUGGGUCUCAGGAGGUUAAAACAUUUUUUAGUUUUUUAUACUUGUGCCAAAUUGGACAAAAUGUACUUCAGAUGAAUGUUAAUAAUGUGACGAAAACAAAGUGCAAAACUAAACUUGUGACAAAUGAAUGAUAAACUUCUAUUACGUCACAGAAAAUCAAACCUUUAAAUAUCAAAUAUUGAUGCUGGCCCUCUUGAAAGGAGUUCCUAGUUUUUUGUCACUCAAACCUCAUUUAAGUGUUCUUUUCUGUCAAGUUGAAAAGUUUAAAUGUUUUGGAUUUUCAUUCAACAUGACUGACUAUAAACUGCAAUUAUUGUGUUGGAGAGAGAUGAAAAACAACAUUAAAUUUGGA